Anopheles gambiae (African malaria mosquito) is the source of this 419-nucleotide messenger RNA. Its product is annotated as cytochrome c oxidase assembly factor 6 homolog. Lineage: Eukaryota; Metazoa; Arthropoda; Insecta; Diptera; Culicidae. Gene Ontology annotation, biological process: respiratory chain complex IV assembly. Gene Ontology annotation, cellular component: respiratory chain complex IV; mitochondrion. Bases 1 to 258 code for a protein of 85 amino acids. The record is from RefSeq and is a predicted model, not a curated record. The transcript has a single exon.
AUGUCCUUCCCCGAUAAAGACGCCCGCGCCAAGUGUUGGACGGCACGAGACGAAUACUGGGCCUGCCUGGACAAGCACGCACCCGAUUAUCAGUGUACAUCGCAAGCACCGGAACCGAAGGAAUGUAUACAGCUGCGAAAGCUGUACCAGCAAGGCUGUCCUGCCCAGUGGGUGAAGCAUUUCGAUCGCAAACGGACCUACGAUCAGUUUAAGCAGAAAAUGGCCAAAGGCUACGAACCGCUCAACGAAACAAAAUAGAGGCGACCAGAGGAGGCAGCAUGUGUAUCAUACGAACAUUUCAAAUAAGACACCUUGUUUCUUUCGGCAACAGACAGCCAGAAUGGUGCUAACCUCCACGGUUAGCUAGUGGAGGUGUGUAGUAAAUAAAACAGUCAUGUAUUCAUCCAUUACCACGAAAA